GGGAGCCAGGCCCGAGCUGCGUUCUGCGCAGCCAUUGGCGGGCGCCGCGCUCUGCACUGAGCAUGUUCGCGCCCCGCCGGCCCCGAGCCGCAGCCGCAGCCGCAGCGAAGGCAGCCACGGGAGCCGCCGCGCAUUAUGCAAAGCGGCGGCAGAUGCGAGCGGGGCCAGCCGGGCGCGCGUCGGCCUCCCCUCCCAGCGGCUCGCCCCGCCGCCGCCUGACUCUCCCGGGAGACUCCCUCGGCCCGGGCCCGGGGCCGAGGAGGGCCGGGAUGGCCUGAGUGCCCGCGGCGCGGCGGCGCACCAGCGGGAUUGCACCAUGGGGAACCAGGAUGGGAAGCUGAAGAGGAGCGCAGGUGAUGCCUUGCACGAAGGCGGCGGCGGCGGUGGCGCCGAGGAUGCGCUGGGGCCCAGGGAUGUGGAAGCCACAAAGAAGGGGAGCGGGGGCAAGAAGGCGCUAGGCAAGCACGGCAAGGGGGGAGGGGGCGGCGGCGGGGAGUCGGGCAAGAAGAAGAGCAAGUCGGACUCCAGAGCCUCGGUGUUUUCCAACCUGCGGAUCAGGAAGAAUCUGUCCAAGGGGAAAGGCGCCGGCGGCUCCCGUGAAGAUGUGCUGGAUUCCCAGGCCCUGCAGACCGGGGAGCUGGACAGCGCUCACUCCCUGCUCACCAAGACUCCGGACCUCAGCCUCUCGGCGGACGAGACCGGCCUGUCGGAUACCGAGUGUGCGGACCCUUUUGAGGUGACCCGACCAGGGGGUCCUGGGCCUGCCGAGGCUAGGGUCGGGGGCCGGCCGAUCGCCGAGGAUGUGGAAACUGCAGCAGGGGCGCAGGACGGACAAAGGACCAGCUCGGGCUCGGACACGGACAUCUAUAGCUUCCACUCGGCUACGGAGCAAGAGGAUUUGCUUUCCGACAUCCAGCAGGCGAUCCGCCUGCAGCAGCAGCAGCAGCUCCAGCUCCAGCUUCAGCAACAGCAGCAGCAGCAGCAGCAGCUCCAGGGCGCCGAGGAGCCUGCAGCGCCCCCCACCGCCAUCUCCCCUCAGCCCGGGGCCUUCCUGGGCCUGGACCGGUUCCUGCUGGGGCCGAGCGGCGGGGCUGGGGAGGCCCCGGGCAGUCCGGACACUGAGCAGGCGCUGUCCGCGCUCUCCGACCUGCCCGAGAGCCUGGCCGCCGAGCCCCGGGAGCCCCAGCAACCGCCGUCCCCCGGCGGCCUCCCGGUCUCCGAGGCGCCCAGCCUCCCGGCAGCCCAACCCGCGGCCAAAGACUCGCCCUCCUCCACGGCUUUCCCAUUUCCCGAGGCCGGGCCGGGGGAGGAAGCGGCCGGAGCCCCCGUGCGAGGGGCUGGGGACACGGAUGAGGAGGGUGAGGAGGAUGCUUUUGAGGAUGCGCCCCGGGGCUCUCCGGGGGAGGAGUGGGCCCCGGAGGUGGGAGAGGACGCCCCGCAGAGGCUGGGGGAAGAGCUGGAGGAGGAGGCGCAAGGACCUGACGCCCCCGCGGCCACUUCCCUGCCAGGCAGCCCCGCGCCCAGCCAACGCUGUUUCAAGCCCUACCCGCUCAUCACCCCCUGCUACAUCAAGACCACCACCCGGCAGCUCAGCUCGCCAAAUCACUCCCCGUCUCAGUCCCCUAAUCAGAGCCCCAGGAUCAAGAGGCGGCCGGAGCCCUCCCUGAGCCGAGGGUCCAGAACUGCCCUGGCCUCCGUAGCCGUCCCAGCCAAGAAGCACCGGGCCGACGGCGGCCUUGCGGCCGGCCUGAGCCGCUCGGCUGACUGGACGGAGGAGCUAGGCGCCCGCACGCCCCGGGCGGGAGGCUCCGCGCACCUGCUGGAGCGCGGGGUGGCCAGUGACAGCGGUGGUGGGGUGUCCCCAGCACUGGCCACCAAGGCGUCUGGGGCGCCCGCGGCUGCAGAUGGCUUCCAGAACGUGUUCACAGGGCGAACGCUGUUGGAGAAGCUGUUCAGCCAGCAGGAGAACGGGCCUCCAGAAGAAGCUGAGAAGUUUUGCUCGCGUAUCAUUGCCAUGGGUCUUCUCCUUCCUUUUAGUGAUUGCUUCAGGGAACCGUGUAAUCAGAAUGCCCAGACCAAUGCAGCUUCAUUUGAUCAAGAUCAACUUUAUACCUGGGCUGCAGUUAGUCAACCAACACACUCGUUGGACUAUUCAGAAGGGCAGUUUCCUAGGCGAGUCCCAUCCAUGGGGCCACCAUCCAAACCUCCCAAUGAGGAACACAGGCUCGAGGAUGCUGAAACAGAGGAUGAUGGAGAAUCUCAAUCUGCUGUUUCAGAAACUCCCAAAAAAUGCUUGGAUGCUGUCCAGAAGGAAGUUGUUGACAUGAAGUCUGAGGGACAGGCCACUGUAAUUCAGCAGCUGGAACAGACUAUUGAGGAUCUGAGAACCAAAAUAGCUGAACUAGAGAGGCAGUAUCCUGCCCUGGACACAGAGGUGGCCUGUGGUCGUCAAGGGCUUGAGAAUGGAGUCACAGCCUCAGGAGAUGUCUGUCUCGAAGCUCUCAGGUUGGAAGAAAAGGAAGUACGGCAUCAAAGGAUUUUAGAGGCGAAAUCGAUACAGACUUCCCCGACAGAAGAGGGCGGGGUACUGACACUGCCUCCUGUGGAUGCGCUGCCAGGGCGUCCUCCAUGCCCCCCUGGGGCUGAAAGUGGACCUCAGACAAAGUUCUGUUCAGAGAUUUCUUUGAUUGUGUCUCCAAGGCGAAUAUCAGUCCAGCUCGACAGCCAUCAGUCCACACAGAGCAUCUCACAGCCUCCACCACCUCCAUCCCUUCUGUGGUCUGCUGGUCAAGGACAGCCUGGGUCACAGCCGCCGCAUUCUUCUCUUUCUACCGAGUUUGAAACCAGCCAUGAACACUCUGUUUCCUCCGCCUUUAAAAACAGCUGUAACAUCCCAUCUCCACCACCUCUGCCUUGCAUAGAGUCCUCCAGCUCCAUGCCUGGCCUGGGCAUGGUGCCUCCCCCACCUCCCCCUCUCCCUGGCAUGACAGUGCCUACUCUGCCCAGUACAGCCAUUCCCCAACCUCCUCCUCUGCCGGGUACAGAAAUGCUGCCACCCCCUCCCCCUCCUCUUCCUGGAGCGGGCAUACCCCCUCCUCCCCCACUUCCCGGAGCGGGAAUACCCCCUCCGCCCCCUCUACCCACAGUGGGAAUACCUCCUCCGCCGCCUCUACCUGGAGUGGGGAUACCCCCUCCACCCCCACUACCCGGAGCGGGCAUACCUCCUCCGCCGCCUCUACCCGGAGCGGGCAUACCCCCUCCGCCCCCUCUACCCGGAGUGGGCAUACCCCCUCCACCCCCACUUCCCGGAGCGGGCAUACCUCCUCCGCCCCCACUACCCGGAGCGGGGAUACCCCCUCCGCCCCCUCUACCUGGAGUGGGAAUACCUCCUCCGCCCCCACUUCCCGGAGCGGGGAUACCCCCUCCGCCCCCUCUACCUGGAGCGGGAAUACCUCCUCCGCCCCCACUUCCCGGAGCGGGGAUACCCCCUCCGCCCCCUCUACCCGGAGCGGGCAUACCUCCUCCGCCCCCACUUCCCGGAGCGGGCAUACCCCCUCCGCCCCCUCUUCCCGGAGCGGGGAUACCCCCUCCGCCCCCUCUACCUGGAGUGGGAAUACCUCCUCCGCCACCUCUACCUGGUGCUGGGAUUCCCCCACCUCCUCCCUUGCCAGGUAUGGGGAUUCCACCUGCUCCAGCUCCCCCACUCCCUCCACCUGGGACAGGAAUCCCACCGCCCCCUCUGCUCCCCGCAUCAGGCCCUCCACUCCUCCCACAAGUUGGGAGUAGCACUUUACCAACCCCACAGGUGUGUGGAUUUCUUCCUCCUCCAUUGCCAAGUGGCUUGUUUGGAUUAGGAAUGAGUCAGGACAAAGGGAGUAGGAAGCAGCCUAUAGAGCCUUGUCGACCAAUGAAGCCUCUUUACUGGACCAGGAUUCAACUACAUAGUAAAAGAGACUCCAGUACUUCACUUAUUUGGGAAAAAAUUGAAGAGCCAUCCAUAGAUUGUCAUGAAUUUGAGGAAUUAUUUUCUAAAAGUGCUGUAAAGGAGAGAAAGAAACCUAUAUCUGAUACUAUCUCAAAGACGAAGGCUAAACAAGUUGUCAAGUUAUUAAGCAACAAAAGAUCACAAGCAGUUGGAAUACUAAUGUCUAGUCUUCAUUUAGAUAUGAAAGACAUACAACAUGCUGUUGUGAACUUGGAUAAUUCUGUGGUUGACCUGGAGACCCUUCAAGCUCUCUAUGAGAAUAGAGCACAGUCAGACGAACUUGAAAAAAUAGAAAAGCACGGCCGAUCUUCCAAGGACAAGGAAAAUGCCAAGUCUCUGGACAAACCUGAGCAGUUCCUUUAUGAACUGUCACUAAUCCCCAACUUUUCAGAGCGAGUCUUUUGCAUCCUGUUCCAGUCCACAUUUUCAGAAAGCAUUUGCUCAAUUCGUCGCAAACUGGAAUUACUACAGAAAUUGUGUGAGACAUUAAAAAAUGGCCCAGGGGUUAUGCAGGUUCUAGGUUUGGUUCUUGCCUUUGGCAACUACAUGAAUGGAGGAAAUAAGACUCGAGGACAGGCCGAUGGCUUUGGGUUAGACAUUCUUCCAAAACUGAAAGAUGUCAAGAGCAGUGACAAUAGCAGAAGCCUUUUGUCAUAUAUUGUUUCGUAUUAUCUCCGAAAUUUUGAUGAGGAUGCUGGAAAAGAACAGUGCCUCUUUCCCCUGCCAGAACCCCAGGACCUUUUUCAGGCCUCACAGAUGAAGUUUGAAGAUUUUCAAAAAGAUCUCAGAAAACUGAAGAAAGACUUGAAAGCCUGUGAAGUUGAAGCGGGGAAAGUAUACCAGGUCUCCUCAAAAGAGCAUAUGCAGCCUUUCAAAGAAAACAUGGAACAAUUUAUUAUUCAAGCCAAAAUUGACCAAGAGGCAGAGGAAAAUUCACUGACAGAGACUCAUAAAUGCUUUUUGGAGACCACGGCAUAUUUCUUCAUGAAACCAAAACUUGGAGAGAAGGAGGUGUCCCCAAAUGCUUUCUUCAGUAUCUGGCAUGAAUUCAGCUCUGACUUUAAAGACUUCUGGAAGAAAGAGAACAAACUUCUUCUACAAGAGAGAGUAAAAGAAGCCGAAGAGGUUUGUAGACAGAAGAAGGGAAAAUCACUUUAUAAAAUAAAACCAAGACAUGACUCUGGAAUUAAAGCAAAGAUAAGCAUGAAAACUUGAACAAGGAAAAGCAGAAUGAAAAUGAGUCAUUGCAACGACUUUCACAAAAUUCAGCUGACCUGAGGGUGGGAGGGAAACUACCGUCAUUCUGCUCAUGUUUCUUCUUCACCUCUUGCAUAAUCUUUUUGUUUUCUAGACAGUUCACUAAUUGUUGAAUUUUACUGUAUAUUCAUAUAAAAAUGCAAAAGUACUAGACCAGUGGAGAAUUUGACACCUUUUCUUUUUGUAAAAGUUUAUGGUAUUAUACCGAUAGACCAAAACAGCAUGUAUAAGAGGCAGUAUCUGCACUAAUUCUGAACAUGCUAAACAUUAACUAAAAUUCACUGUUGUGAGAAUAUUCCUCGUCACAGCAAAAACACUUUCCUUUCUACUGACAACCAGUCCUCCACAUCACAGCAUUUAGACAUAUGGGUAAAAUGUUAUUUCUAGUGAAUUGUUUGUAUCAGUUUCACGUCUAAGUAUAAAUUUUCUAUUUUAAAAUGUAAGAACCAUUUAUAGUCAGUGCUUUCCCAACUCUUGGGUUGCUCUCCAUAACUAUAUAUUUGUGAAAGAAGAUGGUCAUUUUUUUUUUACUGAAGUCAUAUAAUGACUUGAGUCAGCUCAUAAUGCAUUGUGAUGAUUUUGUAUGAGCUGGGUUUUUUUUUUUCCAUUACUUUUAAUGAUCUUCAUUGCAAGUUAUAGUUGUGGAUAAAGGGGAGAAUUUAUUGCUCUUGCAAACCAAUUAUGGAAAGCAACUUAAGAAAAACAAUGUUCUAAAUCAUAAUUGUUUGUAUUUAUGUAAAGUAUGGUCUCCUACUUUUUAGUUUGUAGUUUAAGUGCAAACAAACAGUAGUGGGUGUUUUUCUAUUGUUUUGUAGUCUUCCUGUCCCCUUCAGUCCCUCCAGUGUGUAUAUUACCAUUCUCCAAUGAAAUAAUAGGGCAUUUAACAAAGAUCGCUAUGUGCAAUACUGUAUUUAGUGUUUCUAUUUCAAUUUUUCUAGGAUGUUAAUUUAUAUGAAAAUAAAAUGAAUAAUAAAAGAAUAAAGAUA
Messenger RNA from Symphalangus syndactylus (siamang), 6228 nucleotides. RefSeq names its product formin 2 (gene FMN2). Gene Ontology annotation, cellular component: cytoskeleton; actin filament; cytoplasm. Gene Ontology annotation, molecular function: microtubule binding; actin filament binding. Lineage: Eukaryota; Metazoa; Chordata; Mammalia; Primates; Hylobatidae. The record is from RefSeq and is a predicted model, not a curated record. Gene Ontology annotation, biological process: cortical actin cytoskeleton organization; intracellular signal transduction; actin nucleation.